This is a messenger RNA of Achroia grisella, 2826 nucleotides long. It is a transcript of the gene Pms2, whose product is annotated as mismatch repair endonuclease PMS2. Gene Ontology annotation, cellular component: MutLalpha complex. The transcript has 8 exons. Lineage: Eukaryota; Metazoa; Arthropoda; Insecta; Lepidoptera; Pyralidae. The record is from RefSeq and is a predicted model, not a curated record. Gene Ontology annotation, biological process: mismatch repair. Bases 193 to 2733 code for a protein of 846 amino acids. Gene Ontology annotation, molecular function: ATP-dependent DNA damage sensor activity; mismatched DNA binding; ATP binding.
AAAAACAAGGCGGCAUUGGCAUAUAUAUUUUUAUAGUGUUUAUUACUUUUGUUAUUUUUUAACAAUGAUUUAAUUGCUACAUUUUUUUAUAUUUGUUUUUGCAAACUGGCAAACUAUCUUUUUUACUUGUUUAAUAAUCAAUUCGAAAUAUAUUUUUUAAUAGAUAGUACAUUAGAAAGUUUACUUAUUAUCAUGGACUCUGAAGCGGUAGAGCAUUCUAUUAAGCCUAUUAACGUGGACACAGUACAUAAAAUAUGUUCUGGACAAGUAGUGCUCAGUCUGGCUGUUGCGGUUAAAGAAUUGGUUGAAAAUUCACUGGAUGCUGGUGCUACGGUCAUAGAUGUAAGAUUAAAAAAUUAUGGCAUUGAAUUAAUAGAAGUUUCGGACAAUGGUACUGGAGUUACAGAAGAUAAUUUCACUGCACUGACUUUGAAAUAUCAUACAUCUAAACUUAGUGAUUACUCAGACCUUUUGGGUGUAACAAGUUUUGGAUUCAGAGGAGAAGCUUUAAGUUCACUUUGUGCAUUAGCAGAUCUUACAAUUACUACGAGACACAAGAGUUGUGAAUAUGCAACUAAAAUAGAAUAUGACCAUAAAGGCAAUAUAACCAAAAAGACCCCAUGCUCACGUCAAAUAGGAACAACAGUCAGUUUAUCCAAUCUUUUCACAUCUCUCCCUGUCCGCCUAAAAGAGUUUCAUAAAAAUGCAAAGAGAGAGUUCAAUAAGAUGACCCAGUUACUUUAUGCAUAUUGCUUGAUAUCUUUAGGAGUAAAAAUAACUUGUAGUAACCAAACAAGUGCCAAUUCAAAAUCACUAGCUGUAGCAACUCAAGGCUCCAUGUCAUAUAAAGAUAACAUUGCUUGUAUAUUUGGGUUAAAGCAAUUGCAAAAUAUUUUAGAAAUCAAACCAGAAGGUACUACAAAUAUAAAAGAUAAUAUAUUUAAAGGAUUGUCUGGUGAAGUGCAAUCUUCUGAAGAUAAUUUUGACAUAGAAGAUAUAGAAAUAGAUUUAUCUGAAGACUCUAACGAAGCAGACAAUACUGUACAAAACAAUUCACAAGAAAGUAUAACAAAUUCACAAAAAUCAUUUGGUUAUAAAAAUAUUGGCAAACCUGUAGAAUUUACUGGAUAUAUAUCUUCAUGUGCACAUGGAAAUGGUAGGUCAAGCACUGACAGACAAUUUUUCUAUGUUAACUCUAGACCUUGUGAACCAAGUAAGGUAAUAAAGCUGAUUAAUGAAAUAUACAGGCAGUAUAACUCUAAUCAGUAUCCAUUCGUAUUUCUCAAUAUAAACACUGAAAGAACAUCUAUUGAUAUAAAUGUUACACCAGAUAAAAGAAAAAUAUUUUUGAUAAAGGAAAAGAUUAUAUUAGAUACAUUAAAAAUGUCUUUAUUAAAAUUAUUUGAAAGUAUACCAAGAACUCUAAAAGUAGACCCAAUAAAUAAUUUAAUUAGUGAAGGUUCAAAUAAUCUGAAACCUGAGAUGAGUCAACCUAGAAUUUUCAAUUCAUUCUUACAGCAGUUUAGUAGUAAAUCUAAAAAUACUUGUGAACUACCACAAAACAUAAGUAGUAAUGAUAAAAAAGAAUUAAAAAGGAAAUCCACUUCAAUAUUAGAAUUUGUAUCAACUAAGUCAAUGAAAAAAGGAUUGGAUACCAGUGAUGACUUAGAAAUCAAAUUAGAAGAAAAGAAAUCAUUAACAGAUAAUGUAAUUAACAAAUCAGAAAAAUCUAACACAUGUAUAUCUGUAAAAGAAGAAAGCAUUAAUUAUGUAGGAGACAGUGAAAAUAUAAUUUAUUUGGAAAGUACUGACAAUUUACCAAAUACUCAAAUUAGGAAUUUAAAUGAUGUUAUUAUAGAAAGAGAACACACUAUAAAAUGCAAAACGACGAAAGCUACUGCAAAUAAUAGUUCUGUAGAAAAAAAUAUUAGAACAAAAAUAGUGACUGACAAAGAGGAUUUGGGAAAUCACAAUAGAAGAUCAAUUAACAUGAAAACAUCUUUGGAUGAAAUUAAGUUAUUAGCUAAUAUUUAUAAUAAAUUUAAUUGUAUCAAAUCAAUACCUGAAAAAAUUAAGUUUAAAAGUAAAAUCAAUCCAGUCCACAACAAAACAUGUGAAGAAGAAUUGAGUAGAGAAAUAUCAAAAUACUCUUUUAAGGAAAUGAGUGUAGUAGGGCAAUUUAAUUUAGGUUUCAUUAUAACUAAGUUAGGUGAUGAUCUUUUUAUUAUUGAUCAACAUGCAACUGACGAAAUAUAUAAUUUUGAGACAUUACAAAAAAAUACAGAACUCACUAAUCAGAAACUUGUUAUCCCAAAGCAAUUAGAUCUUACAAGUAUCAAUGAACAAAUAUUAAUGGAUAAUUUAGUUGUUUUUAAGAAAAAUGGAUAUACAUUUGAUAUUAAUGAAAAUGCACCACCAACGAAAAGAGUUAAACUUCUGACUAUACCAAUGUUUAAAAACUGGGUCUUUGGGAAAGAAGAUAUUGAAGAACUUCUAUUUAUGUUGAGGGAAUCACCAUCAGAAUAUUGUAGGCCUAGUAGAGUCAGAGCAAUGUUUGCAUCGAGAGCAUGUCGAAAAUCUGUUAUGAUUGGAACAGCACUAAGUAAAUCUGAUAUGAAAAAGCUUGUAGAUCACAUGGCGGAAAUCGAGAAACCAUGGAACUGUCCACAUGGAAGACCUACAAUAAGACAUUUAGUUAAUCUUGCUAUGAUACAUACAAAUAAUGAUGCAUGAUUUCAUCGAGUAACCCAUACUCUUUUGUAUAAUAACUGUUUUUGUUGUAUUAAUUAUUAAAUCAUGGUUAAUAUUUAAGUGAAAUAAAUUAAA